Colletotrichum acutatum is the source of this 747-nucleotide messenger RNA. RefSeq lists its product as uncharacterized. The record is from RefSeq and is a predicted model, not a curated record. Lineage: Eukaryota; Fungi; Ascomycota; Sordariomycetes; Glomerellales; Glomerellaceae. The transcript is spliced from 2 exons. Bases 143 to 556 code for a protein of 137 amino acids.
GAGACAAAAAUGAAUUCAUGGCACAAUCAGAAAAAUAGAUUGGUUGGCUCGUGACGGGGACACGGAGUAAAGACUUUUUUUUCGGUUUUCCUUUUGAGACUCUGUAAAUCUUCAUGACGAACCUAUUCUUGACGUGAAUGCCAUGGCCAGGAGUCCAUUCUCGAAAUGCCGUUUGAGAACCGUCCCGAUUAAGCCCAGAUUUCGUAGUGAGCCCAUACACGGCCAGGUUCUGCCUCAGCCUUGUAGAAAUGACGGGCAGAAUGUCAUCCAUUUGCUUGAGGAGGCGGAGGCUGUGGCUCGAAAUGCCCGGCGUGCACCGCGUCCCAUCCGGGGGACCUGGACUGGGGGGUGCCACUCAGGUCGGGAGCGUUGGCAGACUCGCAGGUGGUUGUCUUCUGCUUACCUAAUCCACUUUAACACAGUAGGUGCUGCUAACCCUAGAAUUUCUCUGCGAUCUUUCCUACAAACCACAAAGCCACCGAACAUAAUCCCCCACGCCGAGUUAAGGAUCCCUCGUUCUAGUCUUUGUCGACAAAAUGGCCAACCCCCGCGUUGAAGAGCUUCCCGAUGACGAGACCAAGAAGGUCUCCGUCGAGGAGCACGAGGACGAGAGCUCCGACUCCGAGAUUGAGGGCGAGGAUGCCGAGGGCCUUCCCUCCGGCUCCACCGCCGUCAUCCACUCCCGCAACGAGAAGAAGGCCCGCAAGGCUCUCGAGAAGCUGCACCUGACCAGAGUGCAGGGCAUCA